This is a messenger RNA of Selaginella moellendorffii, 297 nucleotides long. RefSeq names its product sperm flagellar protein 1-like. The transcript is spliced from 4 exons. The annotation marks the transcript as partial. Gene Ontology annotation, molecular function: microtubule binding. Gene Ontology annotation, cellular component: axoneme. Gene Ontology annotation, biological process: regulation of cytoskeleton organization. The record is from RefSeq and is a predicted model, not a curated record. NCBI's taxonomy places the organism in Eukaryota, Viridiplantae, Streptophyta, Lycopodiopsida, Selaginellales, Selaginellaceae.
AUGGAGCUCACGCCGGAGGAGCUCACGGGCAUCUACACUUGGGUGGAUGAGAUUCCCUUGUCCAGGCCAAAGAAGAACAUCGCCAGGGAUUUCAGCGAUGGAGUACUUGCUGCCGAGGUUGUGUCGUAUUACUGCCCUCGACUUGUUGACAUCCACAACUAUAGCGCCGCAAACAGCUUGGCACAAAAGAUGUACAAUUGGAGCACUUUGAAUGAAAGAGUUUUCAAGCACUUCAAUCUUCAGCUAUCCAAGGAGGACAUUAGCGCUGUGGCGGGUGCGCAGCCUUUGGUGAUCGAG